UCCGUGUUACAGAAUAGAUGCUUCAGAUUCUCCUAGAAUACGCCUCAUAGCCGUGCGCUUCUCCUGCUCUAGUCCUGACUGAUGUCACGGAAAUAGUCUGGAUUCGGACAAAGGGUAAUCACAAGCACCCGAACGGCGAGGAUAAACGCCAGUACAGGAAAGAGCCCCAACACUCGAGAACCAGAUAAAAGAGAAAGGAGUUUGUCGCACCAUUCCGACAACGGUUGCUAAUUUUCUGUUUGGCGGUGAUUCAAGUGACCGGUGCAAAAUAAACUGCAAAUUAUUCGACGAGGUGGUCAGAGUGAAGGGCAUUCCAAUCUUCAACUAGUUUCCACCGUUAGACGAAAGUUGGCCAACCGGAAAGUAUUUGCACAAAACAAAUUAGUGGAUCAGUGAUCAAGGGGCGUGUAAAAAGAAAGCCAUUGGCAAGGUCAUUACGCACCGUGCCAAUUUACCAAUCUAAUUCUGCAAUCGAAGUGUGGGCUGUUUGAACCGAAAGGCAGUCAGACCGAUUUGUCCAGAAUGGACCACGGCGGGGAAGAGUUUGAUGUCAGUGCGCUGCGUGAUCUGGAGUUGAUUUAUUGUAGAGUGCAGAUUUGAGUGAAAGUGCCCUGUGGCUUCGAAUAGUGUAUCUCGCCUUAUUUCGACUUUGCGAUCUAUUUGGACACUCGGAAGACAACUAGUUUUAUUGAUAAUUCUCCUCGGUACUUCGUGUCACGAAGAAGUACAGAAGAAGGAUAGUAGAGAGAAUAGAACUUUAGUUGAUGUGAGCUUAGUGUCUGAAUCGAAUCGAAGAAACAUGUGUUAAACGGCAUGCAAGAGGCUUUAUAGCUUGUGCUGGCGGUCAUCCAACGGACGUAGAGGAGAGAGCGGCGGAGUACGAGAAUAAAUUGCUUAUUUUGUAGUUGGCAUAUACAAAAUAAUUUCACAUUUUAUUAGGAUGGAACAAAUUGUUAAUUUGAUUAUUUGCUUCUUAAUGAUUUCAAGCAUCGAUCGCGCCUUCACUUAUCCCACACCAAAUGACAUUCUGUCAGGAAAAGAGUUCCUAUCGAUUCUCAUGGAGACGGACGUUCGAAGCGGCAAAAGUACCAGCGGCAGCACACAAAGUCAAUCAACUGCGGUGACAGGCUAUCCAUAUCGAGGAUCUCGAAAGUAUCAUCAUUUAUUUUACGAUCGGUAUGACCGUGAGGGCAGUACACUACCAAUCGAAGCUUUGUUCACAUCCCAGGAAGAUCUAACGCCUAGUGAUUCUGGAUCAUAUGGACAUAGAAGUAGGCAUAGACCCAGAAGUGGGAAGUUGCUUUCAAGUUCUACUACCUCGACGACUGAAGCGAUUAUUGAAGUAGAAGAGUUGCAAGAUGGCGUUAGUGAAAGCAACGAAAGUUCCAGCAAAGUGACGGAUGGCUACACGAUAGAAAGUACGACCAUAUCAAUUACAGAAUUGCCAGCGGAAACGGAUGCAACUUUCAGUAGUUCAGUAACAGAAAUAUCAACUAUUGCUAACAGUGAUCAGCAAGGUGGAGAAAGUCCUGUUGAACCAGCUCAAGACCUCAAACCAGUUCAGCCGAAUGAAGAAAAUCGAUCAAUUGAUUCAAAUUCAUAUCGAAGUGAACUAGCAAUAGAUGAAAUUCCUCCGUCGGUUGAUUCCGACAGCAAAGAGCCUGAGCGUGGAGAAUCAAGCAACAUCCAACGUGUUGUAGCGAUGCCUGGAGCUCAGCAACUCCGAGGUCGAAUGCAACGGAAACAAGACACAGUAGCUCCACUCCAGACAGUAAUUUAUCAUGACAAGGAAAACGAAAAAGACCAGCAUCAUUCCGUAUCAUAUAGCUUUAUUGGUGAAACAGCACCGACACUGAAAACGUGGAAAGACAUAGACGAAGAAUAUCUGAAGAAACCAUCCCAACUAGAUAACAGUACUGUUGAAAUGACUGAAAAAUCAACAAACGAACCAACAGUCUUAAACUCAGCAAGAAUUUGGUCAGAACCUGAGAAGAAUUACAGUGAACCAGCUAAAGUAUGGUCGGAGCCAGCAAAAAUUUAUUCAGAGCCAGCCAAAUUUUAUUCGGAACCAGCCAAAAUCUAUUCGGAACCAGCAAGAAUAUACUCGGAACCAGCAAAGAUCUAUUCCAGGCCUUCUAGCUAUUGGCAAACAGCUUACGAUCGUCCUUCGUCCGGUACAUCUGUUUCAUCCACAUUCAAACCGUCCAGUCAGCCAAAACGAAUUGUAUUCAACGACUUGGACAAAAUCCCGUACGACGAGUUGAACGCACCAGCGAUGGCCGAAGAUCCAACAUCCAUCCACAAUGCAAUAGGAAAAUUUACUCCAAAGCAGACACACGAACCACCGAAACGGUCCAACUAUAAACCAACUCCUGAUCCAACGGAGAUUGUCGAUCCGUACGUGGAGAAGCAAGGAACUAGUAACGGCAGCAUACCUUCCGUGGUGCGAACCCUUACCCCUACGGCUGGUGGUGCAACCGAUGACUCCAAAGUGGGCUACGUGGUUGAAGGGCACAAUUAUCGCAAGUAUCGCGUGGAAGAGAAAACUCCGGACGGGUUCAUUGUUGGGGAGUACGGAGUAUUGAGUCACAACGAUGGUAAUCUUCGAGGUGUUCGCUACACGGCAGAUUCCGACACCAAUCCUAGGCUGAUAUACGAUGCGUUAUUGAAAUUUCUGUCGCUUUGAGGGAUGGAGGGCGUGGUCUGGUGGUAACUGUUGCCAAAUAGAGUGAACUAUCUCCCCUUGCAUGAUUCACAAUCAAAAGGAAAUCGCAACAAUUAGUGUAAUAAUAGACACAAAUAAAGACGACAUAGUCAAGCUUAUGAAAUCAAAUAGAUUCAUAAAAAUCGCAAACAGUCCAGUCUCAUUCGCUAAAAGAAGUGUUAAACAUAUUAAGACGAUGCCAUACAAACAACUUUUCAACUUCAAUAAUUGCUAAAUAUAUUUAUAACACUAGCAAUAAACUAUGUCGUUUAUAUGUUAGCAAUUGGAUCGUGUAACAAGUUGAAUUUGAAUGUGAUAGUAGACUAGGGUAAUUAUUAAUUUAUUUGUCAGGUUUAUUUUCCGAACGGCGAUAGUGUCAGGCACAACUCGGAAGCUGCUCAAUUUGGAGAUUUUUAUUUUGAAACAUUGUCCACUCAAAAUAACGUCUUGCCAUAUGGAUUCGCACUGAAGCAUAGCGUAGCACCCAAAUAGAGCCAUUAGAAUAAGGCGUAUGUAAUGUUUGCCGUAGGAUGACAGGGAGAAUGCGUAUUAUCAUGUUCCAGCGGUAAAGUUUGAAAUUAUUGAAAUGAAAAAUCCUUUUGACAUAAGCUAGCAAAGGAGUUCAACAAUAAAAAAAAACAAUCGAAUGAAAGAUGUUUGAU
This is a messenger RNA of Topomyia yanbarensis, 3366 nucleotides long. RefSeq lists its product as uncharacterized. Bases 941 to 2686 code for a protein of 581 amino acids. The record is from RefSeq and is a predicted model, not a curated record. The transcript is spliced from 2 exons. NCBI's taxonomy places the organism in Eukaryota, Metazoa, Arthropoda, Insecta, Diptera, Culicidae.